Neomonachus schauinslandi (Hawaiian monk seal) is the source of this 1077-nucleotide messenger RNA. RefSeq names its product glyoxylate/hydroxypyruvate reductase B-like. Lineage: Eukaryota; Metazoa; Chordata; Mammalia; Carnivora; Phocidae. The transcript is spliced from 6 exons. Gene Ontology annotation, cellular component: cytosol. Bases 67 to 1053 code for a protein of 328 amino acids. The record is from RefSeq and is a predicted model, not a curated record. Gene Ontology annotation, molecular function: NAD binding; glyoxylate reductase (NADPH) activity; hydroxypyruvate reductase [NAD(P)H] activity.
CGCAGACGCUUAACUGACUGAGCCACCCAGGCACCCUGUAAUGGCAGAUUAAGCUUUAAGUAGGCCAUGGGGGAUCAGGACUUACCUGGCGUGUUGGUGUCUGGAUUGGAGGGAUCUUAUGGUAUAUGUGAAGAUCAUGUUGGAGAUCUGCAGAAACACUUUAAUCUCAUUACCUUGCAAGAAUUUUUGGAAAAUAAAAUGCAAUUUGGCCCAAAGAUCCAAGCUGUAUAUAUCUGGGGAGGAAGGCCAGCUAUUGACCAGGAGCUCCUGGGGAGCCUGCCCUCCUUGAAGAUAAUUGCCAGCGCAGGAGUAGGUCUCGAUCACCUGGACCUGAAGCUCAUCGCCAGCUUUGGUGUGAAGGUAGCCAACACACCACAGGCCGUGUCCAGCCCCACGGCCGACAUGGGGAUGGCUUUACUGCUGGCGGCCGCUCGCAGGGUCGUGGAAGGUCAUAUGUUGGCCAGUGCACCAGAUACAGAGAAAUUUUCUACAAAUUGGAUGGGUCAAGAGGUGACGGGGGCCACUCUGGGACUCAUUGGCAUGGGCAGCAUUGGUUAUAAGAUUGCUCAGAGAGCCAAAGCAUUCGAAAUGAAGGUUCUGUAUCACAACAGGAGACGCAGGAAAUUAGAGGAGGAGGAAGCUGUUGGUGCCACUUACUGUGAGAGUCUGGAUGACCUGCUUCGGCGAUCAGACUUCGUGCUGUUGGCUGUGAGCCUGACACCCCAGACCCAGAGGCUGAUUGGGAAGAGGGAGCUGAGUCUGAUGAAGCCCACGGCCAUUCUCAUCAACAUCGGCAGGGGUCUGUUAGUCGAUCAGGACGCGCUGAUGGAGGCUCUUCAGACUGGGGUCAUCAAAGGGGCAGCGCUGGAUGUGACGUACCCGGAGCCCCUGCCCAGAGAUCAUCCUUUAUUGAAGUUGAGGAACAUCACUCUGACACCUCACAUUGGAAGUGCUACUCACCAAGCCAGACGACAGAUGAUGGAGAAUCUGGUGGAAAGCAUCCUGGCUUCUCUCAAUGGCCUUCCCAUUCCUAACGAAGUGCUACUUAAAUGAUCUUAUGUGGGCUGAUCAGUGCGA